GUGUUUUCUUAUGACAGCUAUGCGCUACCGUUUGAGCAAGUGUUGGAUCCUGUUGAGAAGACGAUAUUUUUACAAGACAAUUGGCACACAACGAUAACAAUAUCGAUCACAUAUUUCAUAAUCGUGAAACUCAUUCAACGCAUCAUGCAGCAACGAGAAGCAUUCCAUUUGAAGUGGCCUCUUUUCGCAUGGAACGCAUCACUUGCCGUUUUCAGCACAAUCGGUUUCAUUCGUUUCUCAGAGGAUGUGUUCGAAUCGUUGAUUCAUCAAGGAACUUAUCGAACGUUCUGCUAUUCGGUUCAUCCGAAUGAUGUUGCCGCUUUUUGGGCGCUAUUGUUUGCGCUGUCAAAGUUGGUUGAACUCGGUGAUACACUUUUCGUUGUACUCCGGAAGAAACCACUCAUAUUUCUUCAUUACUACCAUCAUGCGGCCACCUUGAUUUAUACGGUGCAUUCGGGUGCCGAGAACACUGGCUCGGGACGUGCAUUCAUCAGUAUGAAUUUUUUCGCGCAUUCAAUCAUGUACACUUACUACGCAUGUACUGCGCUUGGAAUUCGGCCACCAAACCACUUCAAAAACUGUUCUCAUAUCAUCAAUAAUUUCAGAUGUCAACAAUCCAUGAGCAAUCUCUUGCUCGCGUUCAUUUUGUACGUCACAUUCGCAAUUUUGUUCGUUAAAUUCUUCAUUGAAACCUACAUAACAAGACGACGAAGGAAACAGAAAGCGUUGGAUAAAACUGAUUGA
Molecule: messenger RNA, 744 nt
Organism: Anisakis simplex (herring worm)
Lineage: Eukaryota; Metazoa; Nematoda; Chromadorea; Rhabditida; Anisakidae
Source: the annotation of a GenBank genome assembly